AUCUAUAUGUACAAUGAUACCAAUGAUACAUAUGUAUAUAUGCAUAUGUAUGUAUGUACAUGUACAUGCACAUUUAUUAUCGUGACUUUAGUGCAAUAUCCGUCGGAUGGUUUUUAAGAGGUAUGCAAAUGUAACUCAUAACUGAUCGAAAGUCAUGAAGUUACAUGUAUGCAUUACAUAAUAUGUAAAAUUACUAUAAUAAUAUUCUGCAUAUGUACAUAUGCAGAAAUCCUCCUGUCUGUGUGACAAUUUGCUUAAAAAAAUUUUGGGCCAACCAUUGACCAUAAGUUAAAUAUUUGUGGGACACCUUUUUGAAUGAAAAUAGCAUGAAUGGGAUUCUCUCAUCCCAUGUAUGCAUUUGUAUCUUAUGAUUUGGAUGCUUUUGUGAGUUUUUUAACCUGCUGUUAUAAGCGUGAAUGUAUGUAUGUACAUAUGUGCAUAUGUAGGGUACUGCCUGAAACGUUCGUAAACGUCAUUCGCAGAAAAUUCAAGUGUUUGUUAAGUCUUGCACUAAAAUGACUCACGAUAUCCGUUAAAACGUAUUUUUUAGUGCGGUAUAUAAAAGUGCUUGACUUUCUGAUUAAAAUCAGUAUAGCAAAGUGAGGGCCGAAUUAUUGUACAGUCAAAAAUUGUAUAGUUUGGGUACUUUAUUUAAAUUAACUUGUACAAGUAACCGGUGAUUUAAUUUAGCAAUUUGAAGACUUAUCCGACAUUAGUACAAAUACAUACGUAUCAAAUCUUUGAAUUGUAAAACCGUUAUUACAAAAAAGCUGAUCAUGGCAGGUAAUCAAGAAUUGGAUGAUUCAGAAUUCUCAGAUAAAAAGAGAAACAAACUCCGAACUUCAAAGGAUAUUUACAAUCGGCUAAAAUGGGACUCCGAAUCCCUAAACAUUGACCUCUCCUCUAUUUACAUCGGGUACAAAGACCGUUUCCUUGGAAUGUGCGAAAUCCCAUUCCUUGACUACCAACCGAGACGCGGAGAUGUCACAAAUUGUGAAGACAACGAAGAGAGUGAAAUCCCAUAUCACCGAAUCUACUAUUUUCGUGGGGGUGGUCCUCCACAGUUCCCGUUAAUUGGGAGUGAGGGUGAGGUUCGUGUGAGGGAAGAAAAUUGGCCUCAAGGCGCGAUAUUUUUCUGGGAUAGAGAGUCCAGACAAGAUCUAAUAUUCGGAUCGGGUGACCCUAAAUCCAGCGUGAAAGUGGUUGGAAACGGUAGUCAGACAUCAUACCAAACAGGGUACAAGUUCAGUCAAGAAACCUCCAAAUGGGAGAACGUUCCGCAAAAUGAGGAGCCCAGUCAAAAUGUUGACGGUGUGAAACUGAUAAGUUUCAACAUUCUUCAUGACCUGCAUAACACGCCCUCAGUGAACCGAUGGCCCCACUUGAUUGACUUCCUCGCCUCUCGAGACGCUGACGUUAUCGCCCUGCAAGAAGUGACUGUCUCGUUCCUUGCCCUGUUAGAAAGUGAGGUUUGGGUUCGGGAGAAGUAUUAUCUCACAGAUAUUUCCUCCAAGGGCGACAGCGUUACUCCAUAUGGACAACUAUUCCUUACCAAAAUCCCACCAACACGGCUCUUCUUCAGACAUGAUAAAGAUAGUGGAGCUAAAUACAUCAUUGCGAGCUUUACCCUUGCAAAUGAAAAACUUGUCCACAUUGCAAACAUUCACUUGUCCAGUAAUUACCGGGGCGAUUCUUCCUCCCGGAGAGAGAAACAGGUCAAAGACGUGCUAAAAAGUAUGGCAAAUUUGGAGCUUACUUCUCUCACUGCGCCGCACGACCUCGUCAUCACAGGAGAUACAAACUUCUCGGGAAAUGAGUCCAUUUGGUAUGACGAUGCCUUUGGGAUGGAAUUGGUUGAUGCGUGGGAGUGGCUGAACGGAGGUGACGUAAUCAAGCAAGAAUCUGUCACUUUUGACGUUGAAAAUAACCCUUUGGCAAAACAGCAGAGCAGAUCCGGCAAGAGUGAGAGAUUUGAUCGCAUCUUUUUCAAAUCGAGCAAUACCUGCAAACCAGUCAAGAUUGAAAUUUUGAAAAGUUUUGUUGAGGCGAACGUUCCUUGGUUUAGCGACCACUACGCGUUGGAGUGCGAGUUGAAAAUGCAAACCGUCUCAAAUCCAAGUGGAGGACCAGUAGCAAGCAUGACCUCUCGGUCUGCACCACUACCCGCCCCGGUGUACACUUCUGCAGUGGUAAUAAUCCCACCUGAGGAAUCAUUCUGGCCACACGUGCAAGAAAGUCAGGCACAGUUUGACCCAUCUUUCGCCCGUUGGCCGCCCCAUAUCACAUUGCUCUUCAGAUUCGUACCAGACGAGGGAAAUAAUUUUGACCUCGCGAAAGACGCCGUGACUUCAGAGUUGGAGGGAAUAGAACCAUUUCAAUGCACUUUGUCCAGGUUGGGGACCUUCACACACUCGAGGUCAACUACGGUCUAUCUCGGGCCAAAACAAGCAGACGCGGUGGAGCAGAUUGGGCUAGUAUAUAAAAGAGUGGUAAAGUUAUUCCCAGGCUUUGCCGAUAGAGCAGAGGGAUUUAGUUUUACGCCACAUUUGACCGUUGCAAAAUUAUCGAAUGAACCUUCAGAAAUGAAAAAUAAUGCGGAAUUUAUUUCAAAGUGGGAAUCAAAAUUGGCAAAAAUACCUGAACAAGACCUGACGUUUACUGUGGAUAAAAUCCAUUUCAUUUCAAGAGAUGGCGAUGAACCAUUCACCAUAAAGAAGACAAUAUUUCUAAAACAAAAAUCUUUACCACAAUCGGGUGACCAAACGGGACAGAAAUUUUUUGACCAGUUCAUCACCGAUCAUAGCUUGGCUCCUAGUUGUCCACACAGAGAGGAACUGCGGUCAAAAAUUGUGUCAGAAAUGGAGCGAUUUUGCAAUUUGGCAGUGCAGCAAAUUGACCCAAACUCACACUGUAACGUCCACUUGACAGGAUCAUCAUUCCUGACUUUCCAUGAUGAUACGAGUGACAUGGACUUUCUCUGUCUUGGUCUCACAACAAUAUCCAGACAAGAUUUCUUCCACAGUUUGGAAUCUCUCGCAUGUUCAUCCCCCGUUGACGGACUCAGACUAAAAUCCAUCGUUUCUGAGACGACCAUACCCAUCGCCAGAUUCACCAUGACCGACAACCUUGUUGAAAUUGACGUUGACCUCGUCUACUCAAAUACUUUACUAGAAAACCUCACCGAUUCCGAACUGCUCCACAUGACGGAGACUGAACUCCGCUGCAUAAACGCGGUCCGAGAAGGGGUCCAACUCUUAGAACUAAUCCCGUCUGAAUUACGUCCCACUUUCCAGACUGCAAUUAGGCUGCUCAAAUACUGGGCUACACAGCGGAAUAUUUACAAUAAAACUUUCGGUUAUCUGGGAGGGAUGCAGAUUUCUUUGUUAGUAGGUUAUGUAAUUGUCGAGAAGGGAAACUUGGUUUCCGUUGAAGAUAUAAUUAACGCAUUCUUUGAUACAUUUGCGACCUGGAGGUGGCCAAAAGCAGUUCAAUUUAGGGGAGGGCUGAAUAAAGAGCGUUAUAUUAUGGGUAAAAAAAUACCAGAACAUAUGCCCAUUUUAAGCCCGGCCUUCCCCCACAUCAAUCGAAACCUUAAUGUGACGAAAAGCACGAGAAGCCUGAUCCAAAGGGAGAUUAGGAGAGGACAUGAAAUUUUUAGUGGGAAAGCUGAUGAUAGUAUUAAAAUUAGGUGGGAAAAGUUAACAGAAAGUCCGGAUUUUUUCACUUGUCAGGAGAAAUACUGGUGUAUCCAAGUCUCCUGUGAGAAUGAAAAUGAUUUGAAAAUUAUCAGUGGAAUUUUACAGUCGGGAAUUAUUUUAAGUUUGAUCGUUGAACUAGAACAACAACAUGACCUCUUCGUCCAACCGAGUGCAAAGGUCGUGAUUUCCAGAGCGGAUGAAGAUAAUCGUUUCAGAUGUAUUAGUUAUCUCGGAUGCUCUGAAAACGGAAGUAAUAAAGUGGACGAUGCUUGUUAUGAUUCCACAAUGAGACAUUUCACGAAAAAAUUUGAAACCAGUUUUAAAAAGUUUUGCAAAGGUGAUACGGAUAUUAAAAUUUACAGAUUGUGAUAAGUUGUGAUAUUUUUUUAUUAUCUAAUAAAUAAAUAAACAAUUACUGUUAUGCAACUUGUAAAGUUAUGCAGCAGAGUUACAACAAACUAUUUUAUUAUUUUUCAUAAAUUUAUUUUCAUGGGGAAUAAAAUGCAUCAUGAAUUUUUCUACACAAGCCAAGCCGGAACAAAGACGAUUUGCAACUCUGGUAAAAAAUCGGUGCUGCUUGGUGAAAACUUUUUGGUGGCGGUAAAAGAAUGCACAAACGGCCAGUCUUCCUGCUUUCCCUCCUUUCUCACUCACUCCACAUCCACACACUCAACUACACAGCAUCAAUAAAGCAGAUCGUUCCCUUUAAAUUGAAAAAAGUUAAUUUCAAUUAAAAUCCAGAGAAAUGUCUCCUCAACCACCAAGUCCGUCCGCGGCAGAGGAUAAGCCAGCGGCUAAGCCAAAAGGAGCAGCGAAGAAGAACAAGUCCCCAGCCAAGGAGACCAAACCAAGGAAGCCGUACAAGAAGAGGGCAAAGGUCGCCAAGGGGGCUGCUCCAACUCGUACGUCCAGCCGUGUCCAGGGGGGUGGCAUUGUUAAGAAGAAGAAGUAGGCGAUGACGCAGAAUCAUCAACAUUUUUGGAGAAAGAAGAAUAAUAAUACUGGAAAAGUUUCUUAAAUUCUUUAAUUGGCCAACUUUAGUAGUUAGUUAUAUUUUUAUAUACAUAAAAUGAUAUAAAGGCAAGUUGCACAAUUUCUUGUUAGAUUAGAGGAAAAAAAAUGUUGAAGGGGAGGGGGGAUUAUGUCUAAUAGUAAUAGUUGCAGAAAUUUCUUAAAUUUGGUCUACUUCUACUGGUUUUAAUAUUUUUGUUAUUCGAUACUGAUUUUAUAAAAUAAUUGGGUAACUUCUUUUAAACAUUUAACGAGUCUGCACUGACUUUCUUUUUUCAAAUAUUCUCUCAGGGAUGUAUGUAAUAAUAAAAAUACUGAUAUUCUCGACCACAUAAUUAUGUAUUAUAAGUGGCAAAAUGGGAGAACAUUUAUAUCAAAUUUAUUUAAAGAAUAAAAAUGCAAAAUUUUAGCUUCUAAUCUUA
Messenger RNA from Folsomia candida, 5131 nucleotides. RefSeq lists its product as uncharacterized. Gene Ontology annotation, molecular function: poly(A) RNA polymerase activity. The transcript has 4 exons. The record is from RefSeq and is a predicted model, not a curated record. Bases 777 to 4067 code for a protein of 1096 amino acids. NCBI's taxonomy places the organism in Eukaryota, Metazoa, Arthropoda, Collembola, Entomobryomorpha, Isotomidae. Gene Ontology annotation, cellular component: nucleus.